AUGGCCAACUCAGAUGGCGAUAGUCAUGAUGAGCACGCAGUCCGAAAACGAGUGGGCAUUUCCGAGGUUCCGGACACACGCCUGUCGGCUGAGAGUGUGUUGAUCUUCAAAGAGCAGCUGGAGCAGGUGCAGAGCCGCUGUGCAGAGCUUCAGCACGAGAUCUCCUGCCUUGCUGACAGACAUUCGGAGGAGCUCGAGGUGGAGGUUUCGCGCAGGUUGGAGCAUGAGCUGGCUAAACUCAGAUCCAUCAAGAAGAAGCGGAAGGGCAAGAAGCCGAAGCCUUCGGACAACAGCGCUGCGGCAGAGGAAGUCCCCGGCAUGUCCCAGAACGACCUCGAGACACCGGCAUACGAGCCGGAAGUUUGGAGAUCCACCACUCAGGGGCUGGGAGCCCUCUACUCACGGAAGUCCACCAUGGCCGUGGUGUCCACUGAAACUCGGAGAACCGCAGCGACUGCAAGUUCCCUGCGAGAAAAGAGUCGUGCCAUGACAAGCGGGGACGAGGAUGCAGUCAUGGCGGUCCUUACUGCUCACCAACACAACGGGGGCGGCCUGGAGCGACGAAUGGAGGUGGCAAAGGCGAAACUGGAAAGCUUCAAGGAGUCUUCCACUCUCAGAAAGAUCGAGGAAUUCCUCAAGGUGGCCUUGGGAAGGACAUCGAAAGAGGAGGAUAGCCCUGAGAAGAAUCGAAACGGCUCAGCUUUCGAAGUGCGCUGGCUCCUAUUUGAAGCUGUCGCUGCUUUCAUGAUCUUUGCCAACUCGGUUUUGCUGGGCUGGGAGGUCCAGUUCAUGUCCAGCAACCUGCAAAUCUCAACGCUCUUAACGACAUUCAGCAUUGUCUUUGCGCUUUGGUUCAUUCUGGAAGUAUUGGUGCGGCUUCGCGUCGUUGGUGCUGGCCCCUUCUUCUGUAACGACGAUCACCUCUGGAACAUCUGUGACUUGUGCUUGGUUGGCGUCAGCAUCGUGGAACUGGUAUUGCUCUUCGCAGGAAAUGCCAAGACGCCUUUUUCCACGAUCAAGGCUGUGAAGAUACUGCGUGUCGUCCGGCUGUUUCGAGUGUUCCGCUUCUUCCGCCAGCUCUCUACACUUGCGCUGAUGGUUGCCGACUCUGUGAAGCAACUGCUGUGGGCCUUGGUCAUGUUCCUUUUGAUCAUGUAUGUCUUUGCGAUCACCCUGACCAGCUCCUGCACUGACUGGCUGAAGGAGGAGGUCGACUACAAUUUGCCAGACUGGGAACAGAGAAUCAUGGCCGGUACUCAUGGUGAAGGCAUCAAGCACGUGCACCACUUCUUCGGCAAUGUUCCCCGAAGUGUCUACACAUUAUUUCAGACGACACUGGGCGGAAUCAGCUGGCACGAAGUGACCGAUGCCUUGGCACAGGUCGACGUGCUAUCCUUCUGCUUGAUGUUUGCGUACAUCAUUUUCACGAUCCUGGCUUUGAUGAACGUGUUCACAGGUGUCUUUGUUGACAACGCCGUGCAGAAUUCCAAGAAGCAACGCAAGAUUCAAAUCGAAGAGACGAUUGACAGGAAGCGCACCAGCUUGGAUCAAAUCAUUGAGUUUUUCGUUGCGACUGACAUGAAUGGUGACGGGGCCAUAAGCCUCGACGAGAUACAGUGCCUGUUGCAGGAUCCCGUAAUGAGCGCCUACUUCGACAUGAUCGGGUUCCGGCCAGGCGAUGCCUCGCUGCUUGCAGAGCUCCUCGAUCGAGAUGGCUCUGGAGACAUCUCGCUUCAGGAAUUUAUCGCUGGAUGCGAGCGGAUGAAGGGGGAGGCAAAAGGCAUCGACGUGCACAUGUUGCUUCUAGAAUGCUCAGUUUUGAACGAAAAGCUCGAUGUGCUGCAUGAGAAUCUGACCGGGCAACGCUUUUCUGGUGUGCGGGGUGGAUCGGUUUUCGAGCUCAAGAAGAGAUCGUUUUGCUCAUAG
This is a messenger RNA of Symbiodinium sp. CCMP2456, 1926 nucleotides long. The record is from the annotation of a GenBank genome assembly. NCBI's taxonomy places the organism in Eukaryota, Dinophyceae, Suessiales, Symbiodiniaceae.